This is a messenger RNA of Rhineura floridana, 8112 nucleotides long. RefSeq names its product zinc finger protein 865 (gene ZNF865). NCBI's taxonomy places the organism in Eukaryota, Metazoa, Chordata, Lepidosauria, Squamata, Rhineuridae. The record is from RefSeq and is a predicted model, not a curated record. The coding region runs from base 117 to 3023 and encodes 968 amino acids. The transcript is spliced from 2 exons.
AAGGCCAGGGGGCUUUCCCCCGCACCAAUCCUGCUACCAAAGGACCAGCCCCUGCCUGGGGCGCGGAGGAGGCUGGGGCAGCGCCACACACAGGCAGUGCCCCCUCCCGGGCGGAGAUGGAAGCCAAUGCAGCAAGCGACGAGGGUGUGCACUUCCAGAGCUACCCCUUCGACUUCUUGGAGUUUCUGAACCACCAACGCUUUGAACCUAUGGAGGCCUACAACCACGAGCACACCAAAGCGGUCGCUGCCCUUCCCUGCCCACAGCCACAGUACGACUACGCCCAACCGCCCGCCGCUGCCCCGCCUGCCCACUUUGACCGUGUCCCUGCCACUGUUGGCACCUCUAAGCCCAAAGCUGAAGGCCCAUCCUCCUCUUCUUCCUCAUCUGCCUCUUCUGCUAACGUUCAAGUCAAGAAAGGUGAGCCGGGGGGCCCUGCACCACCCCCUCAGCAACAGCAACCACCCUACAGUGCUCCAGCAGUGGUACCAGCAGCAGGCCAGCCUCUGUUUGAUAGUACAGCUGCUGCUGCUGCUGCAGCCGCCGCCUACAACACUCCUCAGUGGGGCAUUGUGGACCUUUCUGGCCACCAGCACCUCUUCAGCAGCCUGAAACGUGGGCAGGCGCCACCACCGGCUGCUGCCACUGUAGCUGCUGACAGCCAGGCCGGCAAGGACGACAAGAACUACUUUAGGCGCUUGAAAUAUUUCAUUGAUCGGCGUUUCCCGUGUGGGGUGUGCCAGAAGUCAUUCAAGCAGUCAUCUCACCUCGUGCAACACAUGUUGGUGCAUACGGGCGAGCGGCCAUACGAAUGCACCACCUGUGGCCGCACCUACAACCACAUUUCCAGCCUCAUCCGGCACCGCCGCUGUCACAAAGACACCGAGGAUGCCACAGCAGCUGCCAAUGCAGCCGCUGCUAAUGUGGCGGUGGCGGCGGCGGCAGCGGCAGCUGCUUCUGUUGCUACCAACACAGCCGCUGCUUCUGCUGCUGAGGGAGCAGCUCAGCCUCCUACUCAAAGUGGCAACCCUCAGGUGGUACCAGCAUCAGCUGGGGCGACAGCUGCGUCUGCCCUCAGUGCUGCCAUAGCUCAAGCUGAAGGCCCUUUCACCUGCUCUCUCUGCUGGAAGGUGUUCAAAAAGCCAAGCCACCUGCACCAGCAUCAGAUCAUCCAUACUGGUGAAAAGCCAUUCUCAUGCUCUGUCUGCCAGAAAAGCUUCAACCGCCGUGAGAGCCUGAAACGACAUGUGCGGACCCACUCAGACCUGUUGCGAGUGCAGUGCGGGGUUUGUGGCAAGGAAUUCCGGGAUGCUUCCUACCUGCUUAAGCACCAGGCAACCCAUGCGCCUCCUGGAACCUUACCACCACGCCCUGAGUACAAGUGUGACAUCUGUGGCAAGGGCUACGUGGCUCCCCAGAACCUCCUGCGCCAUCGGCAACUGCAACAUGAAGGAGCCCAGCUACCCAAGGAUGGGACCAGUGCCCUGUCCUACCUGCCACCAGGGGCUUAUCUCCUCCCACAAGACGCACAGUCUACCAGUUCUGAUGGAGACACCAAGCCAACAUCAUACGGGCUUUUGGGCCACCCACUGCUGGUGGGAACGGCAACGGGCAAGAACUUCUGUUGUGGGAUCUGUGGCCGUGGCUUUGGGCGGCGGGAGACACUAAAACGUCAUGAACGGAUCCACACAGGGGAGAAGCCACACCAGUGUGCAGUUUGUGGGAAGCGCUUCCGCGAAUCUUUCCACCUCAGCAAGCAUCAUGUGGUGCACACACGGGAGAGGCCCUACAAGUGUGAGAUAUGUGGAAAGGUUUUUGGUUACCCCCAGAGCUUAACCCGCCACAAACAGAUCCACCGGCUUCAACUGCCUUGCUCCUUGCCACCCAUGGGGCCCUCGCUGACGCCCAUGGGGCCUUCUCUGCCACCGCCUCCCGAGGGGCUAACCUAUGGGUGUUCUGACUGUGGAGAGCGCUUCCCUGAUCUCUUUCACGUCAUGAGCCACAAGGAGGUCCACGUGGCUGAGAAACCAUACCCUUGUGAUGUCUGUGGCAAGUGCUUUGGCUUCAUUGAGAACCUUAUGUGGCACAAACUAGUCCACCAGGCUGCUCCCGAGCGGCUCCUCCCACCAGAUGAAACAGCAGCUGCAGUGGCACCUCUGGAGAAUGGGCUGGCUAGUGGCGACAACAUGACAUCUUACGAAGAUCACCACCCCACUCUGCCAAGUGGGGAACGUUUCUCCUGCUCCAUCUGUGGCCAGACCUUCAAGCAUUUCCUGGGGCUUGUGACCCACAAGUAUGUACACCUGGUGCGUCGCACAUUGGCCUGCUCGGUCUGUGGGCAGAGUUUUGCAGGGGCCUAUGACCUGCUGCUCCAUCGCCGCACCCAUCUGCAGAAGCGGCAUUUCUCUUGCCCAGUCUGUGGCAAGCGGUUCUGGGAAGCUGCCCUCCUGAUGCGCCACCAGCGUUGCCAUACAGAGGAGCGCCCUUACCGCUGUGCAGUGUGUGGGCGUGGCUUCCUGCGCUCAUGGUAUCUGCGUCAACACAAAGUGGUGCACACUGGCGAGCGCGCCUACAAAUGCGCUCUCUGCAACAAGCGCUUUGCUCAAUCAUCCAGCCUGGCUGAACAUCAGCGCCUUCACGUAGUCGCUCGUCCCCAGCGCUGCCCUACUUGUGGCAAGACCUUCCGCUACCGCAGCAACCUUCUGGAACACCAGCGGGUGCACCUUGGCGAGAAAGUCUACCGCUGUGACCGCUGCUCCAAGAGCUUCUUCUAUCUGUCGUCCAUUCUGCGUCACCAGCGCUCCCAUGAUGCUAAACGUGAGUUGCGAUGUGGGGCCUGCCUCAAGCUCUUCAAAGACCCCAAGUAUUUCAGCAAACACCUCCAGGCCCACCAGGGUGGGCGACCCUUCAAAUGCAGCACCUGCGGAGAAGCCUUCUCUAACACCUACGGCCUCAAGAAGCACCGCCACAUCCAUAAGAUGGAGCGCUUUGCUGCCAUGGGGGGCCACAAGGAGCAACCCUAGUGUUGGGGUAGCAGAAGAAAACAUUGGAGGUCCUUUAUCCUGGUACUUUAGGGUGAGAAAUGAGGCUAGUUCCUGUCUGAUGUGACCCAAAAGGGCAGGAGUUUCCCUAUAGUAAGUAACAUGUGGCAGUAAAAUGCUACACUUGGGGAAGGAUUUGAGAGAAUCCUCAAGUCACAAGUGCACGGGUGGGGCAAUCCAUGUAGAACCAGGGAUGUAAUGCAGGACAGGUUUAAGUAGAUAGCUUCCUGGACCUUUCCUCCAAAAAACCAGUUUGUAUUGUCCUGUCCAUCCUAGAUACCCUAGUCUAAAUGUGAUGGGAGAGGACAGCUGUCGUAGGUUACCCUUUCCUGCCAAGCAUGGAUGGACAUUUCUUACCUUUUCCAAGAAGCGGGAACAGAACAAUGGACUUGUUCUGGGAGAAUGAUAGUGUUUUUUAGAGCCUACCUGUUGAAAGAGAGCAAAUGCCAACCUAGGGUCCCAUUUGCAGGAAGAGCUGGUGCUUGUACUCCUCUUUAGUGUUAGAGCCAACUCAUGUGUUUGGGAAGAGGGCAGGACAUGGUACAGUCAUCCAGGAGUUCUUGCCAAACUUUUCUGUGAACCCAGCUGCCUGAUCUAUGUUUUGUAGGUCUUGCUUCCUUUCUGGAGGAAAGACAGUGAUUUGUGAGCUUUCUUCACAUCUGUUAAGGCAGUAAGCUUGUGCUCUUUUAAAGACCUUGGUAACUUAUAUGACCUAGCUGCUGGCACAAGAUACUUUAACCCGUGACUUGCAUUGAAAAUUAGAGGAGCCUACUUGUACUGUGAACAUGCAUAUGGUACAGUAUGGUUUAGAUGCCACUGUGCCAUAAACCUUCCUGCGUCCAGGAGAGUACCACUUCAUGAUGCAACUGAAGGAUCACAAACAUGAAUGUGCCCUCACGUAAAAAACCCCUCCCUGCUCAUAGAACACAAGCAAGUCUGGAAGAGGGGUUCUAGCCUAGCCUUCUUCCUCACAUCUAGCUUUCCACAUACGGGGAGUGUUGUAUAUGAAAUAGCAUUCAGAUAUGGCAUUCCUCCUUGUGUGUCUUGAAGUGGUACAAUCCCAGGAAGACCGUACCAUGUGCUUCUUUUGAAAAUUUGAAUUGGCCCUCUGAAGAAAGACAGGAAGUAGAAAAGCUUGUUGACUGUCCCCCAUUAAAACUAUGGCAUGGACCCUCCCCUCUUGGGUCAGUACACCAUUGCAUCUCAUGUAGAUGAGCCUCCAUCAUUAAUGUGUAAUACCUUCCUUGAUCUAAGAGUGGAGCUGAUCUGGGAUGGGAGCUGUGAUCACUCAUAAGCAGGCCAGUUCCACUUGUUUGUGUUGCCUUCCUUCCCCUUCAUCCUCAUUGGGUUGGGUAUGAAGCUGAGAGAGAGGAAAGCAAAACUUCUGGUGGCUCUGCAUACCAGGGCAUGGUUGUAUGUUGCUUUGUUGCCCAGUACAUCCAGCGCUUCACCCACGGUUCUCCCACUUCCUGGUCUGAGCCACAACCCCACCCUCUUCUUGACAACAUGCUUUGCACCCCUCCAUCCAACAAAGUGCAGGCUGAAUAGUUUGGGGCUGCAAUACCCUGUGGUAACCUUUUCAUCCUCAGUCUUAAUCAUGGGCCCUAUCCCCCACCAAAACAGGAAUAUUGAUAAGGUAUGGUCAAAAAGAUUCUCCCAAAUUCUCAAACUUCCUGAUUGCCUCCCCAACUCCCUCUCUCAGUGCGCAUCACCCUAUGGCUCUGAACAGGCAGAAGGGGAAGCUGACUUAUUAUAUGCAACCAAAGAGUUCUAAAAGCAUGCCCCCCCUUGUGGAUGGUGGACACCAGGUGAUUCGCAUCUCCUCUUCCUUUGUGAUCCAAGCUCACCUUCCACAUAUAAUAGACAGUUGUGAUGGGGAGACAUGACUGCUUUUCCAUUCUGGAAAGUUCAGAGCAUGCCAACUUUUUUCAGGUGGCAAUACCAUAGGUGCCUCCUUGCUGUUUCUGGUCUACAUCCCUGUCUUCACAUCCAUGGUUCCUACUUUGGUGAGAUUGACAGUCCAAGGAUAUGAGGACCGAAAGAUGCAUUAUUAUUCCAGUGUGGUUGUCUGGUGCCUGGAAGAAGAGACAAAGGGGGAUGUUGCCAAAGUUGCAGGCUUCCUUGGGGAUAGAUAAUUGUGAUAGAAAUGGACUCUGCUGGGUGACUCGGUGGGGACAUUUCUUAAAGGAAACCUCACGUCAUUUGGUGGUCCAAUGUACAAUUUGAUGAAGAAUGUGAAGAACAGAAAGGAGAAGGGAAGAGGGUUCAACAUGUUUUCCAGCCUUGUUUCCACUACAUUUCCCAAGUUGGGUCAACUCAAGGGGACCUCUUUUUGUCCAUGAUGAGUCAGGCACAGUUCGAUUAAUGCCUCUGAUAGACUGAAAUACUACUGACUAGUGUCCUGCCUCCAAAAGUGGUUGAUAUUGGAUGUUCUUUUUCUUGUUUUAUCUUUAUACUAAAGUUUUAAUGCCUGAACUCGUAGCUGAAAUUCAGUGGAUUCUCCCUAUGGUGGUGGCUAUAUCUCUUCCUGCCUUACAUGGAAACUUUUUCCAUAUAGAAUUUUCCCUUCCUGACUUCGUAAUUUGCCAAUAGAGCUGAGUUUAAUAUUAGAUUCCCCCCCAUUAUGAAUACAGCGCAACUUGUUUAUACAAUACCUGCUUCGUAGGAUCAGCUGCUUCUACAUUUAGUUGAGCAUUGUUUCCAUGGAGAUCCCACUGAAAGAAGUGGUAACCUCAAAACUGGUAACCUAUUGUUACACUAAAGGCUGUUGUUUUGUACCAUCCACUUUUUUUAACCAGGAAAACAAUGCGUUCACAACAACUAAUCCAGUAGAUGAUGUGUCUAUUGAGUUGCUUAAUUGUAGAUUCCCAAAUGGACAAUGGAAUACAGAGGGGAGAAGUAAGUUUUAUGCUUUCCCAAAUGACCUAAGACAAAAAAUACCAUGUUCGAAAACCACAACAUGUCCACCAUUGGCCAAACGUAACAGGAUUUCCAAAGCAUUCCCCCACCCCCAAUAAUUUACAGGCCUAAAAUGUGAGAGACAAAUUUCGUGAUUGGUUACAACUGUGAAAUUCCUGUUUCAGCCAUGACAUUUAUCCUUAUAUAUACAGCCAGGCCUGGCUUAUCUAGCCAGAAUGGUGACCUGUUUCCUACAGAUGAGAAAAUUUAGUCUGACUUUCAUCCUAAAUUUUUAAAGUUUUCUACAAAAAAAAAGUUUUUAAAGUUUUCUGACUUCACAAGAGCAAAAGCAAUUACUUAACCUUAACACCCUUUAAUCACCCUUCUGUACUUGCAAUCUCUCCCUGCCUGUUUAGAAAGUGGCAGGUGGGGACACACAGACACACACACUUUCAGUGCAUAUUUACAGAUGAAGAGCGGGAAUUGAGAAAAAUGGCUGCCUUUUCCUUUCUAGCCAAAAUUCUAACAGCAGAGAGCCAGCACUCUGCUGGUUUGUUUGCUGACACUUUCAAGUUCAAAGCUGCUUGUACCCAUUCUUCAUUCAAAGAGUAGUUUGAUUUUUUUCAAGUGUAUUUUUCUGUUCUCUGUUGUGGUCUGGUCUUGAUAGCUGGUGCAACGUGAAAUUACAUGAACACCCCAUAAAACACGUCACUCACAUGAAAUAUACUAAAAAAAACCCCAAUAGGACCCCUAGUUUUUCUCUGGAAGAGUUGAGGGGUCUAGUAGAUUGGAGAGUAAGGGGCCCAGGAGGCAGCAUUCUUUGGCUUGAAUUCUGUGGGAAAGGUCUGUAGGGAUGGGCAAUCUGGGUUUUAAUUCUGAUUGGGAAGUGGCAAACUGGAUGAAUUCUCAGCCCUGUUGCUGGCUGUCCUGCAGAUUCUCAUCAACCCUAACGCCUUGUCUGCUGUGUACUGGAAUUGUGAAGCAGGCCACAGGAAAGAUACUUCCAUCUUUUCUUAGCAUCAGACCUGACUUUUUAAGGCACCACGAGACACAUAAUCAUCUGAACAACUUCAGUCCUCCUGGAUUCUGUGGUUCUGACUGUGGGUGAUGUUUUACCAUGCUCCCCUGUUCAUCCCAAACUGGGAGAAGGACAUUUUUGAGACAGGACUUAAAUAUCCCCAGACCAGUGACUGUUGCAAACUCUGAAAUAAGAGUCUGGCCAUUGAUAGGAUCCAACCCAUUGUGAUCAUGUUAGCAGAUGGCUUUUUAUAUUAAUACAGAUAUAGAAAUACAUACAUUUAUAUAUAAAUACUUCUUUUUCUAAUUACCCUUUUCUCCCAUUGGCCACAGGAAGUGCAGUACUUUUGGUGCCAAGAUUCAAGUCCCUUAUGAGAACGUGUACUAAAGUAUGAUAUGUAUAGGAUCCCUUCAUUGUCCAUGCAGCUGAUGGGCCUGGACCUGUCCCCUCCUCCUUCGUUGUGCCCCUUGGGAAUUGUACAGCGUGUGUUUUUCUCAGUCGGGGUUAGGGGAAUGGGAGCGUGUGUUUGUGUUUUAAACCAAGCUAUUGUUUUAAAAGCAUCUGAUUUACGAUGUACAGACUAAACAAACAUUAAAAAAAAAGAAUUGGAAAAUCUAUGUCCUAUGCAUUGAAAGGGGUCCAGGUUUGCUGGUUUUGUUAAGUAUUGAUGUGAACGGAGCUUCCCUUUAAGAGUCCAAGCGGCUAGACCAAUGGAGGGGGCUUCCUCGGGUGUUGGGACCGUGUACAGUAUAUUGUUAGGGCUGCAGCUGGGCAUAAGAACAUGAAGGUUUGUAGUUCCACAACAACUGAAGCAAUAAAAGAUGAUGAAAUAGCCACAGUGGGUAGUAAGGGGUUAUCUGAGAUGAAGCUUUGGGCAAGCUGGACUAUGUAAAUGGCAGGAUCCUCCAACGCCCAGCCAGGAAGGACGGGGAGGUGGGUCUACCAGCAAUCUUGAACAGCUUAGAGAGGCUUUUAUUUCCCUCCUGAGGUCCUGCCUUCCCCUCCUCAGCCAAUCGGUAUAAUGGGUAGGGCUGUCUGCUCCUAAAUGAAACACCUGGAAUAUCUGGGCCUUUGUUGCCCAGUUCAGAAGUUUCUGGUGUGCAUGGGCCCAGCUCCCUGACAAGUAGGUAUGAAGAAGCAGAGGCACAUUGGAAU